AUGGCAUUCGCCGCAAUAAAUUUAUCGGCUACGAAAAAGAUUCCAGCCAUUGAAGAUGCUUUCGCCGCCGAACCUUCUUUGAAGAAACGAGUCUACGAUGCGAUCGGGACUACCCCGCAGUAUAUACCUCUCUUCGAGGACAUUGCCAAAUAUACCUCCAGCCUGCUGGUCAGGAAUGCGAGCGCCCCCGUUCAGCCUGUAGAGACGCCUACAGACGGUCCUGCGGCGAAGAAACGAAAGCUACAGAAUGGAGAUACUGCAGGACAGGCACAAUCGCCAGGCGAUUUGAAAGCCGAUGCGCCCUUACAAUUCUAUAUGCAGGAUAUUUCCUUCGCUCUUCCGCAACGGAAAAAGCUUACACUCGAGAUUACGGCCGGGCGCGGUUUUCUUCGCGCAAGGAAUCAGACGUCGAAGGCAGUGGAGUUUGGCAUCCACGUGGACAAAAUACAACAUGUCCUUUGCCUUCCUGUCCCGGAAAAGAAUCAGAAACAGUUCAACUUCUGCAUUAUCCCUCAAUAUGGCGAUGGCAUAAAUUCACCACCGGAGGGCGAAACUGCCCCCGAGGCGAUGGUGUGGACGGUCAAUGACGGUCCUCCCAGGGCUGCAUUCUCGGGCAAUGGACAACAGAUGGGAAGCAACGACGGGCAAACAGCUGAGAAUGUUGUAAGGCAAAUGCUGAAUGAGAACCUAUCGCAGACAAAGGUGGUGCGUCCAGAUGAGAGGGAAUUUGUCAGUGCUAUGCCUGAGGCGCAUCGGAAGGGAGAGAAAGCGUAUCAUGUCAAGGCCUUCCGUGGCAGUAAGGAAGUUUUUUUUGCUUUCGAGAACAUCGACUCGAUCUCAUACACCUCUGUGCUCCAGCGAACCUUGAACCUUAACAUUGUGGCUCGGCCUACUUCGAGUGAUGAAACGCAGGAACUGGAGUUUUCUAUGAUCGAUCAGGCGGACUUUGCCGGAAUCGAUGCUUACAUCAAGAAGCACGGUCUACAGGAUGCUAGUCUUGCAGAAGCCCGACGUGCGAAGAGAUAUAAUAUUAAUGGAGCGAAGACUGGGGAGGAAGGUGCUAUGGAUGCGGAUGGUCCUGUUGAGGAAGAAAGCGAGCUGCAGAAGGCGCAGCGCGAGCUAGAUGACGAGGAAGAUGAGGACGAAGAAGACUAUGAUCCCGGCAGCGAUGAUAGCAACGACGGUAGUGGCUCCAGCAGCGAGGAAGACUCUGAUGAGGACGGCGAUGAGGAUGAAGAACCGUUUCAAGGCGGCAUGGUGUGUGGGUUUCAACCGCCGGGAAGCGCACCACUGCCCUACAAGAAAAUACAUGCGAGGGCUGUUUGGUGGGUCACCUACGUGUCAGGUGGAGCUUUUCAAUGUUUUGGGUGGCUGUUCAACUGUAUAUGCCGCUUGUUGCUAUGCAUAUCACCAAGCGCCAUUCACUACGCACUGACGGUGUCUCCCAAGACCCCGCGCUUUGUAGUGACUAGGAUAUGCAUCCUUCGCCGGUAG
Aspergillus oryzae RIB40 is the source of this 1494-nucleotide messenger RNA. RefSeq names its product putative negative regulator of DNA transposition (Rtt106) (gene rtt106). NCBI's taxonomy places the organism in Eukaryota, Fungi, Ascomycota, Eurotiomycetes, Eurotiales, Aspergillaceae. Bases 1 to 1494 code for a protein of 497 amino acids. Gene Ontology annotation, molecular function: nucleosome binding; histone binding. The transcript is spliced from 6 exons. The record is from RefSeq and is a predicted model, not a curated record.